This is a messenger RNA of Ostreococcus lucimarinus CCE9901, 2437 nucleotides long. RefSeq lists its product with no specific name. Lineage: Eukaryota; Viridiplantae; Chlorophyta; Mamiellophyceae; Mamiellales; Bathycoccaceae. The record is from RefSeq and is a predicted model, not a curated record. The transcript has a single exon. Bases 1 to 2427 code for a protein of 808 amino acids.
AUGGAACAGCGGCUGCGCGACGCAAACGAGGAAAUCGAUCGCGCGAGAGAAGACGCAAAGGCUGCUGCGAAGAUGAGGCGCAAGUUAGACGAGGCGCGAACCGAGGCGAGCGAAGCCAACGCGCGAGAAGCCGCGGCGGUGGCAGAUCGUGACGCCGUGUGGAAAGCGCUUCGCGGACAGCUCGCCGACGCUGCGAAGGCGCGCGCGGCGAUAGAAACUGAGAGCUUGGCCAUCGCCACAGACUUGGAACAAGCGAAGACAGCGCUUGACGCCGCGCUGACUUCUCAAUCGUCGUGCGGUGGCGCGGUGGACGAAGAUUUGAGCGCCGCGCUCGAUGACGCCGAGGCGAACAAAAGAACGCUUCAAGAAAAAGUUGAUAACCUUUCGAACACAGUCGAUCGCUUGAAUCGACAGUUGAGUGAGCUGAGCGCAUCCAAGUCCGCCGAGCUCGACGCCGCGGAGGAGCGCGAUCGCCUUCGCGAGGAAACGCGACGUGUCACGGAGACGCUCGCCUCAAAGGAACAACGACUGGGUGAGCUCGAGCGACGACUCUCGACUUCAGAGAUUGAUCUUGAUGUGCUUUCAAAAGAGCUUAUUGAUCGUGAAACGAAGUUGCGCGAUGCUUUAGCGCGGGCAGAGGAGAUGGAAUCCGCCAGCUCGCUCGGCGAAGACGAAUUCGCGCGAAAGCUCGCUGUGCUGCAAAAAGAAUUGGAGACGAGCAAACGCCGUGCCGAGGACGCAGCGGCGGCAUCAGACGAAGCCAAGAAUGCCCGAGAUGCCGCCCUCGACGAAUUGCGCAAGGCACAAAUCGAGGCGCAGAGCGAAGCCGACAAAUUUGAACGCGCGCGCCAAGCGUCUUUACGCGAAACGAGCGCCAAAGUGACGCAAUUGGAGAACGAACACGGCAAGCUGUUAACGCAGUUAAAUCGUGCGGAAGCCGCGCUAUCGGAGUACAUCGUCGUUUCCACCGCGCAUGUGAGCGCUGUAGUGAGUGAGCAAAAGAUGGCGUUCGACGGGGAAACCAAGGCGCUUCAAUCGCAGCUUGAAGGAAAUUCGACGCUCGCGACACAGCUGGAGCAAACGCUCAAGUUGACUCGCGAGGAGCACGAGUUGACGAAAGUAGCGCUCGAAACCAUGGAACAGGAUAUGCUCGAAUCGCAAGAGCAGUGCAUGAAGGAGGUCGUGCGCACGGCCACAGAGUUGUCGGAGAGCAACGCCGCUCUGACGCAAGCGCGCGAGGCGCUCGACGCGCUGGAACUCGAAAUGUCCGAGUACAAGAAUCGCACGACGACUUUAGACGUCGAUAUAUCCAACGCUGUUGAUACUGGUGACGAAAUCGAUGUCGAUGCUCUCGUGACUGCGCGAGAUGAGCUCAAACAAGCUUUGGACGCCGCGCGCGAGGAGCGGCAAAAACUCUUGACUCGCCUCGCUUUCGCUGAAGAGGAACGCGCGUUUCGUCGUAAUGAAUCAAUAAAGUUCCAGGAAGCCGCGACCGAGGCUGGAAGACUUCGGAACGAAGCAGAGUCGAGACGAUUAGCGCUCGAAGAUGAGCUCGAGCGCGUCAAGGCUGAAGUCAAAGAGGCGGAACAAUCGCGCGCUGAAGCCGAAAGCGCGCAAAAGCGCGCAGAAGAGCAACGAGUGUUGGCCUUGCGCGCCGUCGAAGAGGAGCGCAAGAUGGCGGAAAUCGCUGUGGCCGAGGCGCGCGAAGCGGUAAAUUCGAAUCAGCAAGCUUUGAAAGCGCAGAUUGAGGCCGAAGCAGUGGCGGCUCAACGCGCCGAAGAGGAAGAGGCGGCGCGUUUGCGAGCCGAAGCCGAGGCGGCGGAACGCGCGCGCGUCGCCGAAGCCGAAGAGGCCUUAGCGCGAGCAAAGGAGCGAGAGCUCGAAGAAGCGGAGCGUUUACGAAUCGCCGCCGUCGAAUCAGCACGUUUACGAGCCGAGGCCGAAGAAGCAGAGCGUGCUCGCUUGGAAGCAACGCGACUCGAAGCCGAAGCCGAGGAACGUCGUCGCGUCGCGGCGGAGGAGGAGCAGCGACAACGUCUCAUCGCGGCUGCGGAGCAGGAACAGCGCCGCGUCGCCGCCGCUGCGGCGGCGAAGCGCGAGGAAGAAGCGGCAUUGGCCGCGGCGUCGCGCGCAGAGGCGCUGCGAGAGCGCGAGCGUGCGCAAGCUGAAAUGGUCAAGGCAAAGCAAGAGCAAGCUGAAAAGCGCGUGCAGAAGCUUUUAAAAGCCGCCAAAAAAGCGUACAGGCUCGCCGAAGACGCUCACGCGCGCGCAAAGACGCUUCAAGACGCCGUGUCGAGCGUACCGCUCGUGGAGCGCGAAGACGCCCUCGCGCGCGCCAAAAUCGCCGCCGACGAAGCCGCGGCGGCGCAAGAGAAGUGGGACAAGACGUACGCCCUGGCGAAGGAGGCUAUGAGAUCCCUAGAGUAGCAUCACUAGC